GGUGUUGGUUGGAGUACUAAAAAAAAGAGGGAAAAAAAAGAAGAGUGUUGGGUUGGGGUAAAGAAGAAGAUGAAGACGAAGAUGAAGAUGGUGCAAGAGGAAGCGGAGGAGGUGGGAUUGGGAAUGAGCAGAGGGAUGAUGGUUCAGUGCAAUGUGAAUAACAAAAGCCAUAGCCAUAACCAUAACCAUAGCCACAGCCAUAGCCAUAGCCAUAGCCAUAGCAAUAACCAUAAUCACAACAAUGUGUGCAACUGCAAGCACUCUCCCUCGGCAACCUUGGACCUUCUAAUCCUGCUCCUCGUUCUCUUCUCAGGGGCCUUCCUCCUCUCCUCGUAUUUCUCAUACAUCUUCCAUUCCCUCUCCCUCCUCCUUCCCUCCCUCCCUCUCUCCUACCUCCUCCCCUUCCUCCUCUUUUUCGCCAUCUCCCUCGCCGCCGCCGACUUCUGCUGCGGCCCCCGAUCCCGCCGCUGUCAGCGCUCCGGAUGCAAGGGCCUCAAGAAGGCCAUGGAGUUCGAUUUGCAGAUUCACCGCUUCGGCUCCGCUCCCUCCCCUGAUGCCUCUGCCGAAAUUGACCGCCUGCCCUGGAAGGGCGGCACCGAGGCCAACCCCGAUUACGAGUGUCUCCGCUCUGAACUCCGCAAGAUGGCUCCCCCUAACGGACGCGCCCUCUUGCUCUUCCGGGCGCCCUGCGGCUGCCCCGUUGCCAAGCUCGAGGCCUCCGGUCCCAAAAAGGGCAAACGCCAUAAGAGGUGGAUGCCUUGUAGAGGGCUGUUUUACAUUACCUAUGGAAGAAAUUGGGGCUUUGAGACGUCAAUGAAAUGCUACCCUGGUUUACUAUGGGCCUGUUUUUGUCUUUGUUAUUACCUUCACCAGUUGGAAAUGUUGUAACCUCAAACUUAAACAGCUGGUUUUGGAAAUUUGAUUUGAUUCUCUCACAAUUUUAUAUCUUUUCACUAAUUAACAUUACAAUUAUUGGUGAGACUAGAAACUUUGGUACAAAAGCAUGAGGCCUCGACUGUGUUUCCUAUGUUCUAUAAUCAUUGUUUUCUGAAUUAGUAAAAGCGUUUAAUAAUUUUCAACCUGUUGUGCUUGUUGCUGAUUGUUAUCUUGUCCUGCAUUUGACUAUGAAGUUUGUUGGUAAAUUAUUUUUUGAAACUGUCUUAGUUUUAUUUUUUCUCUCUCAAACUUUACUGUUUAAAUUUAUGUUGUUAUCCCACUGAAUCCAAGUUGUGGACAUCUUAAAACUUUUAUCUAUUCCGGAGAAUGUAAAAACACAUUUUUCUUUAAUAUAAGGCUAAAAAACAGUGCUUCUACAAAAGCCAAUUGGAGGAAUUUAUGCAUUUAAGGGGUUAAAAGUUGGGCCAAAAGUUACCUAGUUGAAUUGCAUACUUGAAGUUUUGUUUCAUGGACUUGAAUAACUAU
Messenger RNA from Vigna unguiculata (cowpea), 1422 nucleotides. Its product is annotated as Ribosomal protein L34e superfamily protein. NCBI's taxonomy places the organism in Eukaryota, Viridiplantae, Streptophyta, Magnoliopsida, Fabales, Fabaceae. The record is from RefSeq and is a predicted model, not a curated record.